AUGUAUCUAACAGGUACCCUGAAAGCUACGAUUGAGGAGGUGCAGCUGAGGUGGCUGAAUAUUUUGGGGUGUUUUUCUGAAUGUGCUUAUUCUGAGUUAGAAAAUAAUAUAAACAAGAAUGAUUCAAGCAGAGGCUUCUUCCCUAUGAAACACAAGUUUAGACUUCUCCUCUCCUUGUCCCUCCUCCUUUCAGGGCCUGCCCACUGGAAGGAGGUUUUUCCUAUCGCUAAUGGAGACCGCCAGUCCCCCAUUGACAUCAAAACUGAGGAAACCAAAUAUGAUCCCUCUCUUCGCCCCCUAAAUCCCAGCUAUGAUCCCGCUUCUGCAAAAGUCAUCCUGAACAAYGGCCAUUCCACCAGCGUUGAAUUCGACGACACCGUGAACAAGUCAGUGCUGACGGGAGGGCCACUCAGCGGGAUGUAUCGCCUGCGCCAGGUCCACUUCCACUGGGGCUCCAGCGACGAAGCCGGCUCYGAGCACGCCGUGGACGGCAUGAAGUACGCGGCCGAGCUUCAUGUGGUUCACUGGAACGCAGAAAAAUAUUCCAGUUUUGUCGAGGCAGCUCGUCAGUCGGACGGAUUAGCAGUCAUGGCCGUAUUCCUAAAGAUUGGUGAAUGUAACCCUCAGCUGAAGAAGAUCACUGACCGCUUGGACACGAUCAGAGUCAAGGGUAAAAGAGCACUAUUCACAAACUUUGAUCCUACUUGUCUGCUUCCCAAAUCUCUGGACUACUGGACAUAUUUUGGCUCUCUCACUGUUCCACCUCUGCUUGAAAGCGUUAUCUGGAUUGUUCUGAGAGAGCCCAUAAGUGUUUGCUCUGAACAGCUGGCCAAGUUCCGCAGCCUGCUGAGCACGGCCGAGGACGAGGCUGCCUGCUGCCUGCUGAGGAACUACCGCCCGCCCCAGCCCUUGAAGGGACGAGAAGUCAGAAGGAAUUGAAG
Molecule: messenger RNA, 941 nt
Organism: Nothoprocta perdicaria
Lineage: Eukaryota; Metazoa; Chordata; Aves; Tinamiformes; Tinamidae
Product: carbonic anhydrase 13-like
Exons: 6
Coding region: 1-939 (312 amino acids)
Cellular component (GO): cytoplasm
Molecular function (GO): carbonate dehydratase activity; zinc ion binding
Source: RefSeq, a predicted model, not a curated record